This is a messenger RNA of Capra hircus (goat), 2203 nucleotides long. It is a transcript of the gene ZNF579, whose product is annotated as zinc finger protein 579. Lineage: Eukaryota; Metazoa; Chordata; Mammalia; Artiodactyla; Bovidae. The record is from RefSeq and is a predicted model, not a curated record.
UCUCCCUUGUCUCAGGCGCCCGGCCCCCUCCCGCAGCCGUCUCCACCCCCAGGGACCCCGGAAUCCACGCCCCCACCCCAGACAUGGAUCCGCAGCCCCCUCCACCAGCCCAGGGCAGCCCACCUCACCGGGGCCGGGCGGGCCGGGGCCGAGGCCGUGGGAGGGGCCGGGGCCGGGGCCGGGGGGGCGCUGGAGCCCCCCGGGCGCCCCUGCCCUGCCCCACGUGUGGCCGCCUCUUCCGCUUCCCCUACUACCUCUCUCGGCACCGGCUGAGCCACUCAGGCCUGCGGCCCCACGCCUGCCCCCUGUGCCCGAAGGCCUUCCGCCGGCCGGCCCACCUCUCCCGCCACCUGCGUGGCCACGGGCCGCAGCCCCCGCUGCGCUGCGCCGCCUGCCCGCGCACCUUCCCCGAGCCGGCGCAACUCCGGCGCCACCUGGCCCAGGAGCACGCAGGAGGCGGCGUCGAGCUGGCCAUCGACAGGGCGGCCAAGGAGGCAACUGAGUCCAGCUGGGGCCCGCAGGACAAGGCCGCCGAGCAGCCGCCCGGCGCCGGAGCCGAGGAGGAAGACGCGGCGCGAGAGGAGGCGGCAGCAGCGCGGCCCGAGCCGUGGGCCGCGGGGGAGCCGGGCACGCCAGCAGCCGCCUCGAGCGCUGGAGCCCGCGAGCCAGAGGGGGCCGGGGCUGAGGCCGAGGCCGGGGCGGCGGAGCUCAGGGCCGAGCUGGCGCUGGCAGCCGGGCGGCAGGAGGAGAAGCAGGUCCUGCUGCAGGCCGACUGGACGCUGCUGUGUCUCCGCUGCCGGGAGGCCUUCGCCACCAAGGGCGAGCUCAAAGCGCACCCGUGCCUGCGCCCCGAGGGCGACCAGGAGGGCGAGGGGGGCCCCCCGCCGCGCCCCAAGCGCCACCAGUGCUCCAUCUGCCUCAAGGCCUUCGCCAGGCCCUGGUCGCUGUCCCGCCACCGGCUGGUCCACUCCACCGACCGCCCCUUCGUGUGCACGGACUGCGGCCUGGCGUUCCGCCUGGCCUCCUACCUCCGCCAGCACCGCCGCGUCCACGGCGCACUCAGCCUGCUGGCCCCGCUGCCCGCGGCGGCCAAGAAGGACGACAAGGCGGUGGCGGCGGGCGGCCGGACCUCAGGGAGGGGGCCAGAGGGGGGCGAAGGGGCAGAGGGUGGGCCGGGCGGGCAGAACGGAGGCGAGGCGGCCCCGGCCCGGGCCCCAGCCGGCGAGCCCCGCUUCUGGUGCCCUGAGUGCGGCAAGGGCUUCCGGCGCCGGGCUCACCUGCGGCAGCACGGGGUGACCCACUCGGGUGCGCGGCCCUUCCAGUGCGUGCGCUGCCAGCGGGAGUUCAAGCGGCUGGCUGACCUGGCCCGCCACGCGCAGGUGCACGCGGGGGGCCCGGCCCCGCACCCCUGCCCGCACUGCUCGCGCCGCUUCUCCCGCGCCUACAGCCUGCUGCGCCACCAGCGCUGCCACCGCGCCGAGCUGGAGCGGGCCGCCGCCGCGCAGCAGGCGCUGCAGGCCCCGGCCUCGCCGCCGCGUGCCCCGACGCCCCCCGCAGGCCAGGAGGCCGAGGGGCUCCCGCUGCCCCUCGCCCAUAUCAAGGAAGAGCCGCCGUCCCCGGGGUCCCCGCCCCAGUCGCCGGCGGCGGCACCCCCUGUCUUCCUCAGCGCCUCCUGCUUCGACAGCCAAGACCACUCGGCCUUCGAGAUGGAGGAAGAGGAGACUGAGAGCAAGGCUCACCUGCACGGUCUGGGGGGCCUGGCCUCCUGACCCGCGCCCACCCCUUCAGCCCCACCGUGGGAGCUGCCCCCCCACCCCGGUUUGCAGCAUGGAGGAGGGAAGUGAAAGGAGAGGAGCCUCCUCUGUGAACCCACCCUCCCCUUCCAGCCCUCGACACUAGGGGCGGGGGCUGGAUGCCCCUCCGUCCCCAUUGCCCACCCCCAGGCCCCUGAUGCUGGUUAGAAACUGCUUGCCCCACGUCUGAAGGCAGGACUCUGAGUCAGAGGCGGAGGACGUUGGCCAGACGGAUGGAGACUGAAAGGGGGGACCCCCCCCAAGCCUGGCUGCCUCCCUGUUUCACACACUGGACACCGUCACUUUUUUGGAACUGCCAGAUCCUGGGGUGGGGGGCAGUCCCCAGUGAGCAAAGGUCUGUCCCUGUCCCUUUGUCCGUCUGUGAAUAAAUGUGAGUUUGUGGAACUGGA